AUGGAACACCAACCAAACAAUGGCGUCAGUGACGGCAGCACAGCACCCAUCCCAGCCACCAACGGCGGCGCAGCUGGACUGACUCCCGAGCUCGCUGCGCCUGAUGCCAUGGCAGCCGCCAUGAUGAUGUCUGGCCAGGCCUUCAUCCCAGACCCUUCUCUCGGCACCACCGCCAUUCCAGAUCCGUCAAUCAUGGCCCCCAUGAUGUUCAGCAACGGCCAUGCCGCUGCCGGCCUCGCGCUGCCUGACAAGGCCAUCACAGCAGAUGAAAUCGCCCUCUAUGAUCGCCAGAUCCGCCUCUGGGGCAUGGCCGCCCAGGCCAAGAUCCAAAACGCAAACAUCCUCCUCAUCACCAUUAGAGCCCUGGCCAACGAGAUCGCAAAGAACCUCGUCCUCGCCGGCGUCGGCUCUCUCACCGUCCUCGACAGCGCCAUCGUCACCGAGGCCGACCUGGGCGCGCAGUUUCUCCUCUCCGAGGUGGAAUCCCCCGUUGGACAGAACCGCGCCGAGGCCGCCAGCGUGGCCCUGCGCAAGCUGAACCCGCGCGUCCAGGUCAUUGUCGACUCGGAGGGGGUCAAGUCCAAGGGCCCGAGCUAUUUCGCCAACUUUGACAUCGUCAUUGCUACGGAUCUGGAUCCGGAUUCGUUCAAUCUCAUCAACACGGCGACGCGCAUCAACGGCAAGGCCUUUUACGCGGCGGGCACUCAUGGCAUGUACGGCUUCAUCUUCAGCGAUCUGAUAGAGCACGACUACGUCAUUGAGCGCGAUCUGGGAAAUGUCGCCACCCAACUCAAGCAAGAGACGCGCACACGCUCCAUCGUCGACGUCAAGACCAAAAAGGAAGGCCCCAAGGUCAUCGAAUCCGUCACCAAGCGAGAGCUCUACUCGACCUGGUUCCUCGCCAGCGACGUCGCCAGCCUGCCGGAAGAGUACACAAAGUCCAAGCGCCGCCUGAAGAGCGUCUCCCCGGCGCUGUCCUGCCUGCGCGCCUUGUGGGAAUUCAUGCAGAUCCAGGGCGGCCGCAUCCCCAGCAAUCGCGAAGACCUUAAGCUGUUCACUCAGAUUGCCACGCAGAAGCACAAGGCCCUGAGCCUUCCCAGCGAAACCCUCAAGCCAGAAUUCCUUCGCAGCUUCUUGCAGAAUCUAGGCAGCGAAAUUGCCCCCGUCACGGCCAUUCUGGGCGGCCAGCUGGCGCAGGACGUCAUUAACGUUCUCGGCCAGAAGCAGCAGCCCAUACAAAACAUGGUUAUCUUCGACGGUACCACCAUGGAGGCGCUCAUGUAUCCCUUGCACCCAGAGGGCAUCCUCGGCGCCAACCUGCUCUCUCUAGGCGGAGGCGUCGAUACCUUGAUCCCCAACGGAGGCAUGAUGUUACCGCCAGACAUGUCCGUCCUCGGCGGCAACAUGGUCAUCCCACCUCUAGAUCCCAGUGCCUUGGCUCACCCCCACGGCAUGCCGCCCAUGGGCGAUAUGCCUGCAAUUACAAGUGCUGAUUUGCAGGCGCAGACUAUCGCUGCUGCUGCUGCUACUCAAGCCCCUGGCAUACCCACAGCAGCGGCGGUAACAGCGCCUCUCGCGCCUGCUCCGGUCACACAACCUGUACAACAAGCCAGUGCCAGUGCCAGUGCCAGUGCCCCAUCUAGUAUCCCUACAGAAGCACCAAUUCAGGAUGACCCUGCAACUUGA
This is a messenger RNA of Trichoderma gamsii, 1686 nucleotides long. RefSeq lists its product as hypothetical. Gene Ontology annotation, cellular component: SUMO activating enzyme complex; cytoplasm. The coding region runs from base 1 to 1686 and encodes 561 amino acids. Gene Ontology annotation, molecular function: SUMO activating enzyme activity. Lineage: Eukaryota; Fungi; Ascomycota; Sordariomycetes; Hypocreales; Hypocreaceae. Gene Ontology annotation, biological process: protein sumoylation. The record is from RefSeq and is a predicted model, not a curated record. The transcript is spliced from 2 exons.